Magnolia sinica is the source of this 468-nucleotide messenger RNA. RefSeq names its product vacuolar protein sorting-associated protein 60.2-like. Lineage: Eukaryota; Viridiplantae; Streptophyta; Magnoliopsida; Magnoliales; Magnoliaceae. Gene Ontology annotation, biological process: vesicle budding from membrane; late endosome to vacuole transport via multivesicular body sorting pathway. The coding region runs from base 130 to 450 and encodes 106 amino acids. The record is from RefSeq and is a predicted model, not a curated record. The transcript has 4 exons. Gene Ontology annotation, cellular component: multivesicular body.
UAAUAAGAUUUUCACUGGGUCUCUGUACUGAACUAACUGCUGUUUUUGCUUUUUAGAUGUUAUCUUUGAAAUCUGCUAAUAAGGAGUUGAAAGGAAUGAUGAAAACUGUGAAGAUUCAGGACAGAUAACAUGCAAGAUGAGAUGAUGGAUCUGAUGGAUGUGAGCAACGAAAUCCAAGAAUCUCUUGGAAGAAGCUACGGUGUAUCCGAUGAUAUUGAUGAGGAUGAACUUUUGGGUGAGCUUGAUGCUUUGGAAGUGGACAUGGGAACGGAGACAGAAUCUGAGGGCGUGUCGGCAUAUCUUCAACCUGACAAGGAACCAGAUUUGGAUGCUGAACUCGAUUUGCCUUGGGCGCCAUCAGGGCAUGCAGCAGGGCCCAACAGACAGAAUGCCCAGGCAGAAGAUGAACUAGGUUUGCCAGCUGUUCCUCGAGCAUCGAUACGUGGUUAGAGAAUGGAUCAAAGUAUC